AGUUUGUGAGUAAAUAAUAUUUUUUUGGUUAUUUUGUUGUCAGUAUUUUCAAAUAAAGUUGUAUUAAUUAUGCAACAAAGGGAGGAAAAACAGCUAGAAUCUGCAUUAGAUUCUAUUAUUCAAAGAGUUAAUGAUUUAAAACAAUCGAUAGCAUCUAUGAUAUUUAAAAUAGAAAAUGAAUAUGAAACAAUUAACUGGCCAACUUUUUUGGACAAUUAUGCUUUAAUAUCUGGUCAACUAACUUCCCUUUCUAAAGUAAUGAGUCAUGAUAAAUGUCCAGUGUUAAGAAACCUAACUGUGUUACCAUUGAUGUUAUCACCUGAGAGAGAUGAACAACUGGCUCAAAUAACAGAGCAUAGAGUUACAACUUUUGCUCAUGACAUAGUACCCGAUUAUCUAAGGACAAAACUGGAACCAAUGGCAGAAUCUAAGAUGAUACAAUUGGAAAACAAAGCUUUAGGUUUACAAUAUGAUAAUGCACAAAAACAAAUAGCAACUUACCAAAAAGUUGUAUCACAUGUUUGGGAUAUUGUGAGUAAAGCACGUGAAGAAUGGGAGGUAGAGUCUUCUUCCAGAGGAAAUACUCAGCAAAAUUCAAGUGUUUCUGAUACCCACCUUCUUGUAGCUGCAGUUGGCAUGGGCAAAGGAUUGAAGAUGGGCCAAGCUCCAAAUGGCCAAGCAAAUCCUACAUCAGGUGGUAUGAUGGUUACAAACCAAGGAAGACCUGGAGGUCCUCCUGGACCAGGUCAGAUGCCUCCUACUACGCAGGCAAUGACUAUGAAUAAAGCUCCGUCAGCAAUAAAAACAAAUAUUAAGAGUGCAGGUCAGAUGCAUCCUUAUGGAAGAUAAAAUGGAAUGUUUUGAAUAUAUAUGUAAAUAAAAAUGUAUAUUUAUGAUUUAUUGUGUA
Diorhabda carinulata is the source of this 907-nucleotide messenger RNA. It is a transcript of the gene MED8, whose product is annotated as mediator of RNA polymerase II transcription subunit 8. The transcript is spliced from 4 exons. The record is from RefSeq and is a predicted model, not a curated record. Gene Ontology annotation, cellular component: mediator complex; core mediator complex. The coding region runs from base 70 to 849 and encodes 259 amino acids. Gene Ontology annotation, biological process: regulation of transcription by RNA polymerase II. Lineage: Eukaryota; Metazoa; Arthropoda; Insecta; Coleoptera; Chrysomelidae. Gene Ontology annotation, molecular function: transcription coregulator activity; RNA polymerase II cis-regulatory region sequence-specific DNA binding.